Messenger RNA from Nymphaea colorata (pocket water lily), 1343 nucleotides. RefSeq names its product delta(3,5)-Delta(2,4)-dienoyl-CoA isomerase, peroxisomal. Gene Ontology annotation, molecular function: delta(3,5)-delta(2,4)-dienoyl-CoA isomerase activity. The transcript has 2 exons. The coding region runs from base 360 to 1187 and encodes 275 amino acids. Gene Ontology annotation, cellular component: peroxisome. The record is from RefSeq and is a predicted model, not a curated record. NCBI's taxonomy places the organism in Eukaryota, Viridiplantae, Streptophyta, Magnoliopsida, Nymphaeales, Nymphaeaceae.
GUUCUCAGACUCUCAAGCAAACACGGAUAUGAAACGAUGUGUGCUGGAGAAGGCUGUCCCCGGAACGUCAGGUACGGCUGUUCCUGCGUUCCAGGGAGAGCGACCAAUCAGGUAACGCAACCUGCAAGAUAGCGGGAGUCUAUCCCGGACCUUUGGCCUCAACGGCCUCGCCCCAAACCGGCUGACCACGCCCUCCGAUUCCGGCGGUCGCUAUCCACCGCCGCCUCUUCUCACCACCAGCAUCAGAGAGAGAGAGAGAGAGAGAGAGACGGAGCAGGAAGACGAGAGAAGGAAGGAAGGGAUCUAGGAGAAGAAGGAAAGGAGAACCAAGCUACCAACCUCUUCUUGUCACGGAAUCAAUGGAGUUCAAAACCCUGAGGAUCGUUCAGAAGGACCCAAGCUUAGGAGUGUUCCACCUCCUCCUCAACAACCCCUCCAGGAAGAACGCCCUGACCAUGGACUUCUUCGACGAGUACCCCCGCGCCCUCUCCUCCCUCGACCAGAACCCCUCCGCCCGGGUCGUCAUCCUCUCCUCUGAUUCCGACCACUUCUGCUCCGGAAUCGACAUCUCCGCGCUCUCAACCAUCACCCCGAACCCUCAAGCCGCGGGGGAGCAAGGGCGCACAAGGGAGGCCAUGCGCCGGAUGAUCAAGCAGAUGCAGGCGGCGGUCUCGGCGGCGGAGUCCUGCCGGAAACCGGUGAUCGCGGCCGUCGACGGCGGGUGCAUCGGCGGGGGGAUCGACCUCAUCACCGCCUGCGACCUCCGGGUGAGCACGGAAGGGGCCUUCUUCUCGGUGAAGGAGGUGGACCUGGCGCUCGCGGCCGACCUCGGGACGCUGCAGCGGCUGCCGGCGCUGGUCGGGUUCGGGAACGCCGCUGAUCUCGCGCUCACCGGCCGCAGAUUCUCCGGCGGGGAGGCGAAGGCGUUGGGGCUCGUCCAGAGGGUAUUCCCGUCCAGAACCGCCAUGGAGGACGGCGUCUGGAAGAUGGCCGUCGAUAUUGCGGAGAAAUCGCCACUUGCAGUAAUGGGCACGAAGGCAGUCUUGCUACGAAGCAGGGAGCUAACUGUUGAGCAAGGAUUGGACUACGUAGCUACAUGGAACUCGGCCAUGCUUCCUUCUGAUGAUCUGAAAGAAGCCAUUGAAGCUUAUGUUCAUAAAAGGAAGCCUGUGUUUGCGAAACUGUAAUUGGUAAAUCGCUGAGUGUCGAAUGAGAUGUUCUUCUUUUGCUUUCUACUUCUCAACAAUUGUUACAUCCCUCAUAUUGCAAGAGAAUGCCUGUUUUUCUGUAUAUUGUAGCAAAUAAACAAUCCUAAAGCAAUAAAAAUAGCAGCAUUCCUCUCU